Messenger RNA from Papaver somniferum (opium poppy), 1492 nucleotides. Its product is annotated as protein TRANSPARENT TESTA GLABRA 1. The record is from RefSeq and is a predicted model, not a curated record. The transcript is spliced from 3 exons. Gene Ontology annotation, cellular component: nucleus. NCBI's taxonomy places the organism in Eukaryota, Viridiplantae, Streptophyta, Magnoliopsida, Ranunculales, Papaveraceae. Gene Ontology annotation, molecular function: protein binding. Bases 240 to 1256 code for a protein of 338 amino acids.
CUACCGUACUUACCAUUCAACUCUCAAAAUUCUCAGUCUGAUCAUUCCCUUCUCGACUUCUUCCUUCCAUGCUACUUGGAGCUUUCAUACCUCUCUCCCAUCUUCUUCCAACCAAACAGACACCCUAAUUUUUAUUAUCUUUCGAACCCUAAAACCUUGUCAACAGACGCAACAACAACCAAAAAAAGAAAGACCCGUUCCAGAAUCCCCAAUUUUCAAUUUUAACUCCGUUGUAUCUGAUGGAGAAUUCAACUCAAGAAUCAAAUUUAGAAAAUGCAUUUACUUAUGAUUCCCCGUACCCAAUUUAUGCCAUGGCUUUUUCUCCAUCAUCAACAACUUCUUCUUCAUCCAACAAAACCCAUAGAAUUGCAGUUGGUAGUUUCAUAGAACAUUUCAACAAUAAAGUAGAAAUUAUAUCAUUUGAUGAAGAAACCUCAACUUUCAAAACAGACCCAAAUCUUUCUUUUGAACAUCAAUAUCCUCCGACAAAACUAAUGUUUAACCCAAGCCCCAAUUCUAGUAAUCUCUUAGCUUCUUCUGGUGAUUAUCUAAGACUUUGGGAUAUUAAAGGAAAUUCGGUUGAACCCAAAUCGGUUCUUGAUAAUAGCAAAUCAAGUGAAUUUUGUGCACCAUUAACCUCAUUUGAUUGGAACGAAUUAGACCCAAAUAGAAUUGGUACAUCAAGCGUAGAUACAACUUGUACAAUCUGGGAUAUUGAAAGAGGUAUCGUUGAAACUCAACUCAUUGCUCAUGAUAAAGAGGUUUAUGAUAUUGCGUGGGGUGAAGUUGGGAUUUUUGCUUCUGUUUCUGCUGAUGGGUCUGUUAGAAUUUUCGACUUAAGAGAUAAAGAACAUUCCACUAUAAUUUACGAAAGUCCAUUACCUGAUACUCCAUUACUUAGAUUAGCUUGGAACAAACAGGAUUUACGAUAUAUUGCAACGACAUUAAUGGACAGCAACAAAGUUGUGAUUAUGGAUAUCAGGUCACCUUCCAUGCCAGUAGCGGAACUAGAUCGGCAUCUAGCUAGUGUGAACGCGAUUGCAUGGGCGCCACAGAGUUGUCGUCAUAUAUGUUCUGCUGGGGAUGAUUCACAGGCGCUUAUUUGGGAGCUACCAACUGUAGCAGGAUCAAAUGGGAUUGAUCCAAUACUUGCAUAUUCUGCUGGUUCAGAGAUUAAUCAGUUACAAUGGUCAGCUCUUCAGCCUGACUGGAUCGCCAUUUCUUUUUCUUCCAAAUUGCAGCUCUUGAAAGUUUGAGAUCCAGUAGCAGCAUUCAGAUUGAAGGUCUAACUCUGACACAAUGCCUAAGAGUUCAAGUUUUUUGGGGUGCGACUAUCGAUUACUGUCUUAGCUGUUGGUUUAGUGAGGUCUUCACUAUCUAUAGUUGCACCAGAAUUUUAUUUUUGAGGAAUUUAAAACACAUUUGGAUCUUAAGGAUGGUUUGUUUUUCUCCCCUUUCAAAUCUUAAUGAGACUUGGGUGAUUUUCAUUACA